Molecule: messenger RNA, 849 nt
Organism: Seriola aureovittata
Lineage: Eukaryota; Metazoa; Chordata; Actinopteri; Carangiformes; Carangidae
Gene: dynlt5
Product: dynein light chain Tctex-type family member 5
Exons: 4
Coding region: 301-834 (177 amino acids)
Biological process (GO): microtubule-based movement
Cellular component (GO): cytoplasm; cytoplasmic dynein complex
Molecular function (GO): dynein intermediate chain binding
Source: RefSeq, a predicted model, not a curated record
AUUAAUUUCCCUCAGUAUUAUUUCUGUACGCCCCAUUUUGAGGGAUACGAUCAGAAAAAUUAUAAACUACUUAUCCAGUUAGCGUUAACGCACAGAAUUAUCCAUUUACAAACGAGCCAACGCGACUAGUUAACCUAUGAGCUAGCAAAGUUAGAAUAAUUUUAUCGUUACUGUCUAAUAUUGAUGUAUCUUCAUCUCCAAAUCAUCCCGAGUUAGACUUUUUUUUUAAUUAACGAUAAGGGUUUGAUUUAAGCUUGGUUAUCAUCCUGUAAAGGCGAGCUGAAGGAAGAGAAAGCUGCCAUGUCUGAUCCACUUAAAGACAAAUCCCAAAGAAAAGAGAAGAGGACAGGCAAGGUGCCCUCAGAGGGAAGCCAUGGAGUCAGAGGCAAGGAAACAACUGGCAAGACUAAGGACUCCAUAAGUACUGUGUCAUUCAUGGAUGAACUAGGACACCAUGAUGACAACGUUCGGAUGCCUGUAACAAUGGAGAACACCUACCAGAUGGGACCUUACAAACGCUUCCCUGUCCUCGCUGUCACAGACAUACUGAAGGAUGUACUCACCAGUUACCUCCAAGAAGAGAAAUAUGAAGUAGAGUGGUCUCAAAAAAUGACAAAAACAAUAUGUGAGGUGAUAAGAGCCCGUGUGAAGGAUCUCAUGAUCCCCAGAUAUAAGAUAGUUGUCCUGGUCCACAUCGGUCAGCUCACUGGGCAGAGCAUGCAGAUCAACAGUCGCUGUCUGUGGGAUGCAUCUAGCGACACCUUCGCCUCUUACUCUUUCAAGAAUAGCUCUCUGUAUGGUGUAGCAACUGUCUACGCUAUUUACUUUGAGUGACUCAUAUACAUUGCA